CUUCAGAGUACAGAGACAGAUCUUGCCGAUAACAACUCGCAAAGUAGCUGUGAUUUUUGAGUGGCUUUGAUAAGUCAGAACAAUCAUGAUGAGUUUACCGGACAGCGACACGGAGAGCACUGUGUCCAGCCAAACCAGACCUACCACUGCAACCACUCCUAAAACACAUCAUCAGCUCUUUCCCUUCGCCUACCCACCUUCCAAGUCGACAUCUUGUAUCCGAUUCACCUCGCGUCUCCUCGUCCAAAUCCAACAACUCAUCUCCUCUUCGCGGGCCCUCCCCAUACUCGAGAUCUACCGGCCCUCCAGCUUUAGCAAGUCUAUCCCAGGCUGUCCUAACAAACUGCACGGCCAAGACCUCUACGUUGUACAAAGCGACUCCUAUCAGAAAAGCCCCGCUACGUCUUUGACUUCCAACAACAAGAACAAUGCCGACAAUCCAGUGGUAGGAGUGAUAUACACCAACUACAACCACCCCUGCAGCAACACUAGCGCCGGCGCGACUACUAGCAGCAGCUCCACCGACACCAAAUCCCAACAACCCUCAUCAUCAUCAUCAUCAUUAGCAACAACACCAUCAUCCAUCAACAACGCAAUCCACCUCCCUCAAUUCCAAAUCACCUUCCUCGCCUCCCGCACCGCCCGCGGCGGUUACAUCUUCCAACUCCUCCCCACAUCAUCACCAUCAACGUCAACCUCAUCGACAUCCACCCGACUCACCCUCGAACUCGCCAAGAAAAAGCCCAAGCGCAAACCCCCGCCAAGAUCCCCUGACACCGAUCGGUCCUCGGCGUCUAACAGCCCCGACGGCGACGAAGACAAGAACAAAAACAACGGCAACAAGGCGCCGUCGGAUCACAAAGCACCAGAAGAACCGGCGAGUUUCCUACUCGGCAUCCGAGGCAGUGUCGAUCCCACUACAACCCCAGAAUCCACACCACCGCGCUCCCGCCCGUGGCUGGCCGGUGUAUCGCACAAGGGCAUUAAGGUUCUUCUCGGUGGGGAGCAGCAGGAGCAGCAGCGGCAUCGACUGCUGGCCGAGGUUGGAGCAGACUCCAGCGCCGGAGCUGGCACAGAUGUCCUCUACACGAUUGUUUUGAUGUUGGGGGUUUAUGCUGGUCGGAUGGAGGGGUGGUUUUGAUUUUUUUUUUCUUUCGUUCUUUCGCUUUUUGAAAAAAAUUUCAGGUCGUCUUCACAUACUUUCUGGGAUGUAUGGUGAAUUUACUUCAGUUAACUAACUACUUAGCUUGGUGUUUUUGUCAGGAUUAGCAAUCUCAGGGAAAGAGG
Messenger RNA from Aspergillus homomorphus CBS 101889, 1287 nucleotides. RefSeq lists its product as uncharacterized. The transcript is spliced from 2 exons. Lineage: Eukaryota; Fungi; Ascomycota; Eurotiomycetes; Eurotiales; Aspergillaceae. The coding region runs from base 89 to 1141 and encodes 350 amino acids. The record is from RefSeq and is a predicted model, not a curated record.